AUGGUAAAAAGAAAAAGAAAACAUCACGUCGUGAUUACUGGAUGCUUCAAAGAGGAAUUUUAUGAAAUUCUAAAAACUACACAUGAAUCAAUUGGUCAUGGUGGUCGUGAUAGGAUGAUUUCUGAACUUUCAAGAAAAUAUAAAAAUAUUACUCGGUGUGAUGUAGAGGUUUUUUUACAGUUAUGUGAACCAUGUCAACUGAAACAAAAAGGCGUUGACCUCAUUGAUUUUCAGUCACACCCAGAUGGAAAAUAUAAAUUUAUAUUAGUAUACCAAUACCACCUUACCAAAUUUAUAAUUCUUAAGCCACUUGAAUAUAAACGAGCAGAGGAAGUAGCAUUCAACCUCAUAGAUAUUUUUACGCUAAUAGGAGCUCUAUCAAUCCUACAAUCUGAUAACGGACGUGAAUUCUCAAAUAACAUAGUUUCUAACUUAAAAGACAUGUGGCCUGAACUUAAAAUUGUUCACGGUAAGCCAAGGCACAGCCAAAGUCAGGGGGGUGUUGAAAGAGCGAAUCAAGACGUCGAGAAUAUGCUUACAACAUGGAUGCAAACAGAAAAAAAUUCUCAUUGGAGUCAAGGAUUAAGAUUCAUUCAAUUAAUGAAAAAUAGGGCAUUACAUUCUGGGAUUAAGAUGUCACCAUAUGAGGCAUUAUUUGGUUGUAAAGUCAAGGUUGGGCUUAGUACAUCAAAUUUACCGAAAGAAGUAGUCAACAAUUUAGAAAACGUAGAACAAUUACUAGAAAUAUUUGAAAAAAAAUGA
Diuraphis noxia (Russian wheat aphid) is the source of this 762-nucleotide messenger RNA. RefSeq names its product KRAB-A domain-containing protein 2-like. The record is from RefSeq and is a predicted model, not a curated record. Lineage: Eukaryota; Metazoa; Arthropoda; Insecta; Hemiptera; Aphididae.